AUGUCAGCUAACGAGUACAAUGUGAUCAGUGUCACUCCUUCCAUCGGUCUUCUUCCAACUUCCUUUGUAUUUGGCCAACAAGUAGCACUGAGCAUUCCUUCUGCAAACACUGAAGCAGAGGAUGUGGACAGCCCAGAAAGUCCUCCGCUGCCUCUGCCCUGGCUCCCCCUGCAGGAUGGUCAACUAGACCUGACCGAAGAGGAGCCUGAUGAAGCCCCAGGAAGCCCCGGGAGUGAGGCAGCUGAAGAGAGUUCCCCAAGGCCUGGGUGUGCCGACCAGGACUACACCAGACCCAUGGUUCCACAACGGGGUCAGGCCGGGAGCUGGGUGGCUUCAGGCGAAGAAGCUGGUGGAAAUGAGUCUUCAGAACCUCCCGAGGCCCACCGAUAUGCUGGAUUCUGCUCAGUAAGAUCCUGGAGCAGUGGGACCGUGAGCCUUGGCCAACCUAGUGACAGUCUGGAUUCUCCCUGGGAAGGAGAGGCCGACAUCCCCCAGACUACUGCCAGGACAGGAGCCCUACCGCAGAGUUCCCACCACCACCUCCUGCCCCCUGAUGACAGAGCCAGAGGUGGCGUUGCUCCGGCAACGACCACAGAAUUCCAGGAUCGCUCCGCAUCACCAGCCCAGAGUCCUGAGCACAGCGAGAAUAGAUGGGGGAGAGACACCGCCAGCCUGUCCAGCCCAUGGUCUGAGGACCCAACCUGGAAGCAGACCAAGACCUCCUCUAAGCCGUUGCCAUCCCGAUUCACCGGCUCCAUCAACCCUCUGAGUCUCCAGUCUAGUACAACACAGAAAGACCAGUCACAGCCCAAGCAGGGAGACACUCUGGCCAGCCACUCUUCUUCCCAUGUCCCCAAGUACGGUCGGGGACGUCUGAACUACCCACUGCCUGAUUUCUCCAAAGUGGGGCCUCGGGUGAGGUUCCCCAAAGAUGAGAGUUACCGCCCACCCAAGUCCAGGAACCAUAACCGGCAGCCUCAAGACGCCACGGGGCCCCUGAUCUUCAAGUCACCGGCUGAGAUUGUGCGUGAAGUCCUGUUAAGCAGUGGAGAAGUAUCCCCGGCCAAGGACUCACCUACUUCAUACCCCGUCGCCAGGGUACCCCAAGAGUUCCAGACACCCGAGCAAGCCACCAAGCUGGUCCACCAGCUGCAGGAAGACUACCACAAGCUCCUCACCAAGUACGCCGAAGCCGAGAACACAAUCGACCAGCUGCGCCUAGGGGCCAAGGUGAACCUGUACUCUGAACCGCCCCAGCCCAGCCACAGCAGCAAGGGAACGGUGCCCCCAGGGACCAAGGUCUUGUCCUUCACCAUCCCACAGCCCCACUCAGCUGAGUGGUGUCCUGGUACUGACCAGGACCAUCAGGCAUCUGAGGCCACAGGGUGGCUGACAGCACCAGGAAACUUGAGCCCUUCCUCACCCUCCAACACACCCACUGUGAAGGGGCUCCCAGAGAGCCAGGGCACCACCAUGGAGUGGAACCAGGGACUGGCUUCCCAGGCCAGCAGGCUCCUGGCGAAGGUGGAUUCCUUUGAAGGACUGAUGCAAGAAGGACACCUCACACCUCAGGACCGACUUCAGGGCUUCCGGCGUCUGAGGGCGGCCUACAGAGGCCUGGAGGAUGACUAUCUGCAGACCAGCAGGGGGCAGCACCCGGCCACACAGAACACUGGCUCUAAGGGGACACCGGGAGAUCCCGAUUACUGCAGGGAGCUGGAGGCAGAGAUUCGCCAGCUGAGGAUGCGCUUGGAAGAGCUGCAGGACCACAUGGGUUGGAACCAGCAUGAGCUGGCACCAUCUGAGCCAGACCCAACCCAGGAUAGCGCCUCAGCCACAUCCCUGUCCUGCCAGCCAGCACGCCUGCUCACUCCUUUGGGAAUGGUCCCCACAGCAGUCAUGCAGAGCCCCUCCUCCGAGCUCCCUGCCCCUGCUGGCCCGUGCCCACCACCUGUGGAUGUGGAGCUGAGCCCCCGGAGCAGCGAGGGGGAGGGCAGCCUGCGGGACCUCCCAGCCCCACUCAAAGGCAAGGAGCUGCAGAUGGAGCAGGAUUUCCACGGCCUCCUGGAUCGGUACCUCAGCAUGAAGUCCCUCCCAGAAGCCUUGAGGGUGGAGGAGGAAGUGGAAGAAGAGGAAGGGGAGGAACACAACAAAAAGCCCAAGAAGGAGGACAGUCUUUACCCCCUGGAAGUUGAUGGAGCAGCUUUAGCAGGAGGGAGAAUGGAAGCCACUCACGUGACCCCAAGGCAACACCCAGUGCAGGCUGAGAAAAGUCACAGGGAUCCCUCAGAGCCAUCGGCCUUCCAGACAUCUGUGGCCAGGCACAGGUACGCGCCAGGACUGGGCAAGACACAGGCGGCUUCUGCAGGACGUGGCAUGGCACCCAAGUCCACAGCAUGCCAGCAGGGCAGUAUGGCCAGCCUGGAGGGCAGCGGCACCUCGGAGCACUUUGCACAUAAGACUCUGUGCCAGGCUAGAGGACUCCACAGAGAGGAGCCCUGGAUGGCCUCCCCUGAAACAGACAGUGGCUUCGUGGGCUCAGAAACCAGCAGAGUGUCACCCCUAACCCAGACCCCAGAACACCGCCUCUCCCACCUCAGCAUUCCAGGAAGCCUAGCCCACCCUGUCAUUGCAUCUGCCCUCCCUUCCAAGCCCAGGGGUCCCGUGAUCCCCAGGAAAGCUGCGGAGCCCAACACACCCAGGAACCGAGCCCAGAGGCACCUGCCCACCCUGAGCCUCCCUGCCCGCCAGGGAGCCCUCGGUUCCCACCUGGAGCGGGCCACGGGGGCCAAGAUGGUGGUCCCCGGCUCUGAGUUUGAGGGGCAGAAGCAGAUUUCCGAACAGCUCCCCCACAGGACGGCCCACCCAGCCCCCACCCUGCCCCCUGCAGCAGCCUCCCCGCUGCUCCCUGGGCUGCUCCCUGGACGGGCUGAGAGCUCCCCCAGCCUCCUCACCACCAGGACAGCACGAGAUCAGGCCAUCCGAGAUCUGCAAGCAGAGGUGUCCCGGCUUCGGCUCCGGCUGGAGGAUAGCCUGCACCCGCCCUCCCAGGGCAGCCAAACACAGCCAGGAUCCGCCUUUGAAAGCCCUUCCCGGACCUGGGGCCCGCUGACAGGUUCCUCUGUCACCUGGGGCUCCCACUGUGGCAGUAAAUCCACAGAGAGGCUGUCCGGGGAGCAUGAAGACACCGAGCAAGCUGUUUCCACAGGAAGACACCGGACCAGAUCCUCCUCGGUGCCUCGGGAGAUGCCCCGACGGUCCCUGAGUUCAGAAUCUGCAGUACCCUCCCCUCGGCUGUCAUCUGAGAAGAGCAAGACCACUGAGCACCAGCUCCAGGCAGAGCAGGAGGGGACCAGACAGGCAGGGCAUGCCAGACAAAAGGACAGGGCCUCCCUGCGGGGCCAGUAUACAGGUCAGGAGUACCAUGUUCUGUCCCCCAAGGCUGUCCCGAGGGACAGUGACGUAGCCUCCUGUCCCUACUGCCAGCCCAUGAAGACCCAGGACGCGGAUGCAGCGUCUCCUGCCUCUGAGCCUCUUCCAGACAGUGCGACCGCUAGUGACCCACCAGGACAAUCUGCCACGGAUGUCCUCCGCUGCCCACUGUGUGGUCAGAUGGGGUCCCUUGCAGAGGAAGGCAACCCCGCCUCAGCACCCUCUGCAGGACUGGAGAAAACCACCACCAGGAGAGAUGCAGCUCCCGCCUCCAUCCCCAAACGGAAGAGCAGGCGGAAGGACUCACCCACCCAGCCACCCCCAGGACUGUGGUACCUGGCAGCCACACCCCCAGUGACGGCCCCGCUGGCCUUCGCCUACAUCAUGCCUUAUCCACCCGCCACUGUGUACUAUGCGUCCCCAGCAGCUACCUCAGCGCCCUCGGGCUCCCAAAAGCCAGUCCGGGCCAACCGGCACUCUGUUCAGCUGGACCUGGAUGAGCUGGAUGAGCUGCAGGCAGCCCUGAGCCAGGCCGUGCAAGCUGCCGAGAGCGUGCGCACCACCACCCGCCACAUGAGCCAAUCGCUGGCCGCCAACCUGCGCCAGGCCCGGGGCCUGCAGGGUUCCUGCCUCUUCUGAUGCCUGGAUGCCCCCAAGAUAGGGGGUAGCGGCAGGCAGCCCCUGUGGUCCCCAGCUGGAUGUCAGCAACACCUGGAAGGCCUCCAUAACCCCGUCCACAGAAGGACCACCUCCCCACUCCAUCUGGCAUGGUUAGCGUGGAGGAGCGCCAGCCUGUGAUGAACGGACCAGCCCCGUCCAGCAGCUGCCGCCUCUGUCCGGAUGGAGCCUCCUGGGACUUGCCACUCCUGCACUUGUUCAUCACCUGCUAAUAACAUGUGUCUUACGCCCAGCUGGACAGUAUGUCUCUAUACUAGAGAGGUGUCCUGCUCCCAGAUCUUUCUUGGAAGGCCAGGGUAGAGCAGCAUCACCCUUCUGUGAGUGACCCCACCGCUGGGGAGAGCUGAGGAUGGGGAGCCCCAGGGUGGCAUGCGCUCAGCUCCUCUCUGGUUGUAGCCUUCCUCACUGGCCUACAGAUGGGAGGAAGCUCACGUUGGUCCAGGACGCCAUCCACCCCCCCCCCCCCCCCGCCCCGCAUUCUCAGUACCUCUCAAGGCCUGAGAUCUUUCUAGAGAUUUAGUGGCAUCUGCCAGCUGGGUACCCACCUGAGAAGCAUCAGGGGCCACAACACAGAUUUUCCCCCUUUCCCCUGUACCCCCUAACCUGUAGCAGCCAUACCUCAGCAUUCCUAGUGGUUGUGUGCGUGUGCAGAACAGAUAUUUGUAUAUUUUGGGCAUUUCAAAAUCUAUUUUCUUUACGAGAAUUAAAUGAAGCAGAAUGAAUUAUGAUCUUAAAAAGACAAGCAAAAAAAAAAAACCACUUUUUUUGA
Messenger RNA from Dipodomys ordii (Ord's kangaroo rat), 4879 nucleotides. It is a transcript of the gene Akna, whose product is annotated as AT-hook transcription factor. The record is from RefSeq and is a predicted model, not a curated record. NCBI's taxonomy places the organism in Eukaryota, Metazoa, Chordata, Mammalia, Rodentia, Heteromyidae. Gene Ontology annotation, cellular component: centrosome. The coding region runs from base 1 to 4071 and encodes 1356 amino acids. The transcript has 21 exons. Gene Ontology annotation, biological process: neuroblast delamination; neuroblast division in subventricular zone; epithelial to mesenchymal transition.